GCGUCAAGGUGUGUGCCACAGCAGCAGAAUGUAAGAUAUAGAUUAAGUAGAAGGUUCAGUUCUUCUAACUAUUUCUCUUUCUCUUGUGCAUGUGUCAUGUUACUAAGAUGGGUUCAACCGACUUCUCAAUACCCUUACAACUCAAAGAUGCGCCUAUAGAUGGUCACCGCCCGAUCAAGGUCCGGGUAAUAGGGGCCGGCUAUUCGGGGAUCUAUUUAGGUAUCCGUAUACCGCAGCGCAUACGAAAUGUUGACUUCCGAAUCUACGAGAAAGAAGAAUCUGUGGGGGGCACGUGGUGGGUGAAUCGAUAUCCCGGCUGUGCAUGCGACGUCCCAGCGCAUUCAUACCAAUACACUUUCAACCCGAAUACUAAUUGGUCGGCUUUCUAUGCCCCUGCAAGCGAGAUUUGUGCAUAUCUCCACGGUACAGCUGAGAAAUACGGAGUUCUUAGACACGUGAAGUUGUCACAUAAAGUAGAAACAUGUCGUUGGGAUGAUAGUAGGAAGAAAUGGCUUUUAACUGUUCGGCGGACGGAUACGAAUGAGACCUUUGAAGAUGAUGCCGAUGUGCUAGUCGCAGCCAGGGGGAAUCUAAGCGACCCUGCUUGGCCGGAUAUACCUGGUUUUAAGUCCUUCAAAGGGGAAGUAAUGCACUCAGCAAGAUGGAAUGAAAACUACGACUUCAAGAAUAAGAGAAUUGGGAUACUCGGCAAUGGAUCUAGUGGUAUACAAAUUGUCCCUUCCCUACAGAAGGUUGAAGGGGCACAACUGUCGUGCUUCGUUAGGAGCAAGGCAUGGAUCACGAGUCCAUUUGGAGAGAAUGUAAUGAGAAAACUUGGGCUUGAUCCAAAUGUACUCGACUUCUCUCUUGAGCAACGCCAAGAAUUUGCCAGCAAUCCAGAGAAAUACCACCACUUUCGAAAAAUCAUCGAGUUGGACGGCGGAACCAUUCACGAAAUUUCAAUGCGAGGCUCAGAUUUACAGCGUGUGGUUACCGGCGAAUCCAGGAUUGCAAUGGAAGAGCGAUUAUCCAAAAAGCCAGAAAUCGCAAAAUUCUUAAUUCCCUCUUUCAGUAUCGGCUGUCGGCGUCCUUCACCGGGCCCGGGUUAUCUCGAGGCGCUGGUUGAGGACAAUGUGGAUUUCAUCAUUGAUCCAGUGGAGGCAAUAACAGCGACGGGAGUGACCCUGAGAUCUGGUCGUGAGGUCGAGGUCGAUGCGCUUGUUUGUGCUACUGGGUUCAAUACCUCGUCUGCUCCGCCUUUCCCCAUUUAUGGACGUGGCGAUCUAGCAUUGAAGACACGUUUCACACCCUUCCCUACGGCAUACCUCUCGAUCGUGGUAGAUUCGUUCCCCAACUUCUUUAUCAUGUUAGGUCCCAACUCAGCUAUUGGAUCAGGAUCUCUAACUGUCAUAUUGGAAAACGAGGGCGACUAUAUAGUAAAAUGCAUUCGCAAGCUGCAAAAAGAGGAUUACGCCACCAUCAGUAUCAAACCCGAACGCAUCAACGAUUGGACUGAGUAUUGUCAUGAAUAUUUCAAGGACACCGUAUACACAGACCCGUGCCAUAGUUGGUACAAGAGCGACGGAGGCUCGGGUAGCCGCAUUACGGGUUUAUGGCCGGGAAGCACACUCCAUGCGCUUGAAGCAUUGAGAGCACCAAGAUGGGAAGACUAUGAUUUUGAAAGUAUUGAAGGCGCUGGAACAAACAAGAUGAGAUGGAUGGGUAACGGGUUUAGUAUUACUCAUAUGAAAGGAGAUGGUGAUAAUGAAUGGGGUGGCGAUCCAGCUUGGUAUAUUGAGCCACGGUUCGUCGACUUCCCUCUUCUGGACAACCCUGAGGACGACGAAUCCUUGAAAAUGCGCCCCUUUUCCCACUAAGAUUAAGUUACUGUAUUAACUAAAUCUUUCCCAAGAAAUUCUCAAUAUCAGGUCAGAGGUAGGUACCUACUGGAUAGAUCGCGGGUCUCUCAGUUGGAUCUCCAGGAUACAUGAAGAGGGGACGCAAGAUGGUACCUAUUAGCUUGUGAUACUUGAUUAAUAUAUCAUUCUAUUGAUAUCCA
Annulohypoxylon maeteangense is the source of this 2059-nucleotide messenger RNA. Its product is annotated as flavin-binding monooxygenase. The record is from RefSeq and is a predicted model, not a curated record. Gene Ontology annotation, molecular function: NADP binding; flavin adenine dinucleotide binding; N,N-dimethylaniline monooxygenase activity. Bases 90 to 1877 code for a protein of 595 amino acids. The transcript is spliced from 6 exons. Lineage: Eukaryota; Fungi; Ascomycota; Sordariomycetes; Xylariales; Hypoxylaceae.